Malaya genurostris is the source of this 3706-nucleotide messenger RNA. RefSeq lists its product as uncharacterized. The record is from RefSeq and is a predicted model, not a curated record. The transcript is spliced from 4 exons. Bases 1102 to 2247 code for a protein of 381 amino acids. NCBI's taxonomy places the organism in Eukaryota, Metazoa, Arthropoda, Insecta, Diptera, Culicidae.
GUGACAUCAGCCUGGUCCGGUUGUUGUAUAGUUUCCCUCAAAAAAAUUUAAAAAAAGAUAAAUCGGAAGAGUGUAAAUAUCAAGCCACUCUAUUGUGCUGCAAAUGGAUAAUUGUUUCCAAUGGUGUAGAAUCAAGUGUUAUGCUAUGACGAGUGCUCCCGCAGUUAAACUAUUGUACUUGUUUACCUAACGUGAGUGACCGUUUGCAGUGUGAAGUGCCUCCGGAGUGAAAAUUGGCAGACGGUCGGAAUUACGCUGUAGUUUUGCGUAUACGAAAGAUUGUCCACCCUCUGGUGAGAAAACGAUUAGUGAAGUCUGGUAUCGUGUUUUACUGUUUUUUUACAUUUAACAUAUCGUGGAAGUUGCCAAUCAAUACUUGAUCUUAUGCUGAUAAGGGUCAAUGGUUGAACGCCAUAAGAUCUGCUUAUCCCGAUCGAAACUGGAUACCGUUCGAUUCGAGUGAAAGUGGCGCUCCAACUUUGGUAUAUUUUCCGAUAUUUUUUGCACACCCAUCAGUGUAUGUUGUGAAAAUAUGCUUGAAUGAACUGUGAGAAACGCACACAAAUAGCAAGCUGAGGUGCCAUCGUCAUUAUUUGGGAAUUGGAUCGAAUUGUUUAUGCUUGGUUUGGUGUUGGGACAAUUUACCCUUGAAAAUUGAAUUGAAUACAACUGGUGAAUUUACGACGGUGAAACUGGGCAAAUUUCGCACAAAGUGUGCUACAUUUAAACAGGAAAACAGCCCUAACGGGGGGAGUGGAUAAACAACAAACCAGAUCAAGGACCGCAGAGUUCAUUUGCUUUGACACCCGUGAGACAGUGUGGUGCAACGGUAUUUGAACGAACUUAUAACAUUGGCAGGAGCAAAACAACGUGAGCUGUUCCACCGCACAGCAGUCAGUAGGGGACUUUCAAAACGAAAGUGAAUGCGAACGUGACAGGAUCGACUCCCGCGAACGGUAGAUUCGACUAUAUUCCGCAUAAUAGUGCAAAACGAUUCGAGGAAAAGUCAAAACAAAUAAACAAACAAACGAGCCAACGUUCUGGACUCUUAUUGUGUAUAUUCGGGAAUUGUGCCAUCGAUCGCGGAAGUGUUCAUCAACUAUGAUUAAAAUAUCCCGAGCGACCGGGGCCUACGCCGCCCUAGUCUCGGUAGUGUCUGGAACAAUUGUGUGGUUCAACUUUCGUCCACUGGGAUUAUUUUUCUUCUCCGGAUUGGUGUUGUUUUGGUGUCGGCAGUACGCCAACCUUCGCCUCCAGAUGACUCCCUUGGUGGAGGAAAAGCUACGGAAUGUGUGCCAGCGGGCGCUCCAGCUGCGGGCGCAAAAGCCUGGCCUGUUCUGUGCGCUGGUGUCCAGUUUCCUGGUUCUGCUGGCCAUCAUCGGUCACAUGGUAUCCGGAGCAUACAUUGUGAUCACACUGCUGGUGCUGUCGAUCGUUAUUUCGACCAAAUAUGACAUCAAAAUCGUUGCCGAUCGUGAACGACCACCGAGCUCGCUUUCGGCCAAUUUGUUCGACCAGGAAGUGGAGGAGUUUCUACCGGAGAUCACCGAAGCCAACGCCACUCUUCUGAGACAAGUCGGCGAAGAGGCUGAUGUUAGUGCGGUGUACAGAACGGACAGUAGCACCAUCAGUGAGUGUAAAGCUGGCGGGCCGGAAAACGACGAGGACGAUGAUACCUACUCGGAUUUACUGAUACCGCAGAAUAGUAUUCAAGAAUUGGACGAAGAACAAUCCACUGAGUCCAGCAGCGAUGAGCUUCUGUUUGCCAAUGGUGGCAAGUCGGCGGCGGACGUAUCGACCGGUGAAAUUAAGUUCAAAAGUGGUCAUUUCAAUGCGAAUACUUCUUCCGAUUCGGAUGAUAGUAUCUCGCGUGGGCUAAACUUCGAUGAUGUUCCCGAUAGUAGCCGAAAACGGGGAAACUUUUCACAUCAUAACUCGCAGUACGAACUUCAGCGUCAGCCCCAGCCGGAACAGCAACGUCCUCAGCAGCAGGACGCACUGGCGAAUUUGGCUGGCAAUCUGCUAGCCAGCAAUAUGCUUAAUUACCUUAGCUCGGCCAUUGCCAGUACUUCCACGAUGAGCCAAUCCCAACCUGCCCCAAGCAACCGUGUUCACAGUCGACACGGUCGCAUGAGCACUUCCGUCGCUGGUACCGGUAGCGGACGGCGGACGUAUGGAGAUUCAACGGACGAGGACGAGGAUAGUGAUUUUGAAAUGCUAAAUCCGGACGAACUGAAUAAUGCAUAAGCUGAGGGGGUUUCGCUGCCACACACACAGACGUCAGACGGCCAAAGCGGUAUUUAUUUGAGAGCUUAAGGUUUGACUUUCUAGUUCGUCGAGGAUCUUUUACAGAGAAGUUCGUUUUUUAAUAUAGUGAUCACUACCAAUACCGAUCAGAGCGGUAUAAAAAUAGUUACCAUCUACCGAAGUUCUUCCUUACGCGUAGAAUUUUCUGUUGGAAGUUCCAAAAUUCAAUCAAUUUUUUUGUGACGAAAAUGAUUCUAUUUCUUAUUGCAAACUUUUAUUUUCCUUGAGAUCUUGACUACCGAUAUAAAUUUGUUGAGUAUUACUACCUAAGUUUGACUUUAUUUGAACUUGUUUCAAGCAGAAAAUGUCGUCGCAACCCCAUAAAUAAAAAAAUACCAGUGCCAGAUUGUCAAAACAGCACGACGUACUCUGUAAAUAUUUGUAGAAUUUACUUCCUAAGAAAACAGAAAAAAAAACAAACAGGUUUGACAGUGCGCUGUAGUAGAAUUAAAGCAUAAUUGUUUCCGGCUUCCACUGCUUCUGAAUAUCUUUUCAAUAGUUUGACCCGCACCUUCAUUAGAACGUUCGACUUUGAGCUAAGCCAACUUUUGUGAAAUUGUUACAGCAAUAAGCUAGUCCAAAGAAUUUAGGUUUAAUGAACUCUGCUAAGAGCAGUGCCGCUAUAAACCACCAACCGUGUGUCUAUUCGUUCAUGAAGCUUUUAAAUAAAUUGGGAAAAACAAACCGUAACUCAUUUCACGAGUACAGAAAGCGUGACAAACGAACAACAGCAAAAGCAGAAUAUUUUAACGCGUUCUAUGCACUCACCCAAGGUCUCGUGUACGACGUUAUAGUUGAAUGAAUAUUACUUACAAUCGACAAUCAGACAUACGUAUAACUGCUUAUGAAUUUCUUCUAAAUCUCGAUGUAGCCGAAUAAUUCGUGAUCUUUGUGGUUGAAAUCGAUAUACAGUAAGUUACUUGGUACCCCACAUCAAAAAUUAGGAACGACUCCUCAUAUUUUAUAUUGGUAAUCGAAAGCGACAGGUAAAACAUUAGUCAAUCCAAUUGGCAAUGAAUGGACGAAUUUCGGAUUUCAAAUCCUGCUUUGUAACAACACAUCGAAGAAAAAAAUGGAAUGCUGUGUCUGUUUGUCUAUGUAAAGGCAAUUAUUUCGAUAGCCUGGAAAGAAUAUCCACGCUCAUAGAAUACACCCGAUGCACCCUAUUAUUUGAAGAGAAGAAAAACCCUUAACCUCCGACCUGUCCAAAACUAAAUAAACACGAAUCAAAACUUAAUUGGAGAUUGUCAACUGUUCACCUGUUCGAAGAACAAGUAAAUAAACUUAAAUAAUAUAUAAUGAAAUAUGUGUGAUAUGUUUUACUUUACUCUAUAUACCUGUAACGACUAUUGUGACGUAAUGCAAAUGAAAUUAAAUAAUAAUGGAUUUGUAUAUCGUA